Molecule: messenger RNA, 8838 nt
Organism: Ylistrum balloti
Lineage: Eukaryota; Metazoa; Mollusca; Bivalvia; Pectinida; Pectinidae
Product: sodium-dependent proline transporter-like
Exons: 16
Coding region: 16-2121 (701 amino acids)
Biological process (GO): sodium ion transmembrane transport
Cellular component (GO): membrane
Source: RefSeq, a predicted model, not a curated record
UAACAGCACAACGAUAUGGCAGGCGGAAAUUCUCUAUCCAAUCAAGAUGAUUUGGAAGCUGGGAACAGAAACAACGAGACAGAAAAUGAUGCACAAGUAGAUCUCCUGAGAGGGACUGAAAAAUACCACAGUGACUCUGAGCCGUCGGCCAAUAAGAAGUGGGGAGUAGCUUGGUACAAGGAAGAGUAUCCAGACAACAUGGAGAGUGUGAAUACAACUGACCCAGAGCAACUAGUCCAGGAUGUGUCCAGCACAGCUGUUCUCACCCCUCUUGAUGAUGACUUGGUGGGCGAGAUACAAGAGAUUAAAGAUCGCGGAAAUUGGUCUGGCCGUUUUGAUUUCCUUAUGUCUCUCCUUGGUUACUCUGUUGGACUUGGCAAUGUCUGGAGAUUUCCCUACCUAGCUUAUAGUAAUGGCGGAGGGGCAUUUCUGUUUCCUUUCAUCCUCAUGUUAUUGUUGCUUGGUAUACCGCUGAUGUUCUUGGAGCUGGCGUUCGGGCAGUUUGCAGCACUUGGACCAGCAGUUAUCUAUGACCGUUUUUGUCCACUCUUUCAUGGGUUGGGAUAUGGCAUGAUCACAGUAUCAGCAUUGGUGGCAAUUUACUACACAGUCAUCAUAGGCUGGUGUAUCCUCUAUCUCUUUCUUUCCUUCACGUCGGAGCUGCCAUGGGAAAAGUGUGGAGAAUGGGCUACAGAACAUUGUUAUGCACACAAAGAAGCGGAUGCCUGCCACGCAGUCAAUGGAAGUAUCUACUACCACAGACAAUGUUACAACUCCUCCAUGGCUGAACUCCACAACAUCGCUGAGUUUGCCAAAAAUCAGACCAGACAUGCCCCAGCUCAAGAUUUCUUUGAAAAAGGAAUCCUUAAUAUGUCCUCUGGUAUUGAAGACAUGGGUAACAUUCAGUGGAAGAUAGCCUUGUGUCUCCUUGCGGCAUGGACCUUGACAUUUGCUGCUCUCAGCAAGGGAGUUAAAUCUACAGGAAAGGUUGUUUAUUUCACAGCUUUGUUUCCUUACCUUGUGUUGUGUAUCCUGUUUUUCCGUGGAAUCACCCUUCCUGGAUCUAUUGAAGGAAUUGAGUAUUACCUAACACCAAGAUUUGACAAGCUUGGUGAUGCAAAGGUGUGGUCAGAUGCAGCAGCCCAGAUUUUCUUUGCCCUCAGUCCUGCUUGGGGAGGCCUCAUCACGCUGUCCAGUUACAACAAAUUCCACAAUAAUUGUUUCAAAGAUGCCAUGAUAGUUUCUGUGGGAAAUAUUUGUACAAGCAUUUUCGCAGGAUUUGUCAUAUUCUCAAUCAUUGGCUACCUUGCCCAGGAGCUGAACAUGCCCGUUGAUAAAGUGGUAGACGAAGGUGCUGGUUUGGCAUUUGUGGUCUACCCAGAUGUGGUGACGAGGUUACCAAUUUCUCCUCUUUGGUCUAUCCUUUUCUUUGUGAUGAUGAUCACACUUGGAAUGGGAAGUGAGUUUGCUUUGCUGGAAACUGUGCUAACAGCUGUUCAGGACACCUAUCCACAGUUGAGGAGUAAGAAGACUUGGGUGGUGCUUGUAGUCUCCAUCCUGGGCUUCCUGUGUGGAUUGUCUGUUACCACAAGUGGAAGUGGAUAUAUGGAUGCAUAUGUUUCUAGUUGGAUGGUUUUUGUGAUGGCGGCACUGGAAUGUAUCAUUGUUGGAUGGAUAUAUGGCGGGGAGAGAUUUAUUGAGGAUAUAGAACUUAUGAUUGGUCGACAGCAGAGAUCAUUUCAUACCUUCUUUAAAGUCUUCUGGCAGUACCUCUCACCACUUACACUUCUGGGUGUAUUGGCUUUCAACCUGAUUCAAUACAGACCGUUGAAGUUUGACAAGUAUGAGUACCCAGCAUGGGCCAAUGGUGUAGGAUGGCUUCUGUCUCUUAUACCUAUGAUUUUUAUUUUCUCCUUGAUGUUUUACCAACUCCGGCAUGUUGCCCCAAGAGAACUCAGCUUCGGAGAGAAAAUCCGAUUUUUACUUAAACCAUCAAAGGAAUGGGGACCAGCCCAUAAAGUACCUACAUUUAAAUUGGAAGAAGACGAGAUUGUUGGUGACAAUAAUACUAUAUCAAACCCCAAUUUUUCCACAUCAAAUCCAUUUGAAACAAAAAUAUAAAGUUGCAGGAUCAAGAUAUUCAGAUCAGGGUGAUACUUCUGUCUGGGUCACUCAAAUGUUUUGUGUUUUUACAAAAACAGCAAAGAAAAUACGGACAUGUUAACAGAAUCUUUAUUCAAAUUCAUUGAAACAAGGACAAAAUAUGAACAAAAGAAAGAUUUACUUGGAGCGCAAGGAGAAUAAGAGCAGGCAUUCAUGGCCAAAUUAUAAUAAUGAUACAAAUUCUCCCCAAUCCAGAACAUAUCCAAUAAGUGUUAGCACGAACUGGCUUGAGUGUAAUACACUUUGGUGUUGUUAGCACAAAGCAUGAACUGGCCCUGAGAGAGAACAUUUGAGGAAUGGCUGCCCACCCAGUUGUCUUGUACAGUUCUAUGGUGUGAGCAACAUAGACUUAUGCUCAGGUAGAACAGUGGAGCCCUGUUAGCAUGGGCCUUAAGAAUGUCAAAAGUCAGAAAGUUUAGAAAGCAAAACAAAAUAAGGUAAAAAAAGAAACUGACUGUAUUUUUAUCAUCCCAAUGUCAUCUCAUGGUAAGGUCAAAAGUACAACAGUUUAUAGUUUUUGGGAUUUGUUGAAAGGUCAUAGGUCAACUGAUAUCGUAGAACAUCUGGUUGCGAAGUGAAUAAUGUUGCCACUGAUUCAGGCUAUAUAAAAUUGUAUAUUUCAAUAAAAAAGAUACAUGUACCAACAGAGUCAGAUAGAAUCAUUGAUAUCCAUUUAUCCUUGAUACACUAGACUCGUCUGCUUCCAUAUUGGUGGGAAGAAAUCUGUCCUCAAAACCAGGAAAUCACUUUAUGGAUUUCACAAUUUGUUUCCUGUGUUGUGAUGUCAUUGGUGUAGAUGAAAAAGUUUGAUGGUUUCAAAUCAAACUUUGGUAUACUUGUAACAAUAGUGGAUUUGUAUUCAGAUGUUGGAAUACUUCAUUCAGUGUAUUUGUGAUGGUGAUCAGGUAUGAAAUGUAUUAUUACAUCAGUCAAUGUUUUAAUAUAUUUCAACCCCCCCCCCUCUCAUUUUACCAGUUUACUUUUACUAUGCCCCCAUUUUAAUUUCCCUGGUUAAUUGUGUGUAUCUGUGUCUGUAAAGUGUUGGGUCAGGCAGUUAUUAGGUGUAAAUCCCUGAUCUGAAUGUCUUGAGAGGAUUACAAUCUCAUAUGAUAUAUAUGAGUUAAUGUUCAGUGAUAAAUGUUUCAACCAAAAAUUGUGUUAAAAAAGAUUUUAAAAAAUCCUUUUUUGCAGUGUUAUGAAAGUAUGUAAACACACAAAGUUAUCAUUUUAUGACAUCAUUAUUUUGAUUUGAGGAUAGCUUGAUGCAAGAUUGAAGUCAUUUAUAUUGCAGUAAAUAUGUGGUUGAAUAUUUGGAGUGUUUUCAUCACCAGAUUUGCAUAAAAAAAUUGUAAAAAUGAUAAUCCAAAAGAUUCCAUGCAAAAAAUAUUUAACUAGGUGUUACGUUUAUUUUUUUUCAUUGAUCUAAGCUUCGUGUUGACCUUCAUGAACUGCUUUUUAGCAGUGUUUACAGAAAGAAAGGUAAUUUCUUAUUACAUGGGUAGUUACAUUCUGUUCGUAAUCACUUAUAAUGAUGAAAGCAGAGAUGCUGUUCCCAUUUUUGCUUGUUUUCAUAAAUUCAGUUUAUCUUAUCUGAAAUAUUUCUCUAUGAAACAAAUGGGAAUUUUCUGAUUUCUUAAAGCAAAUAUUAUCAUUAAAGCAGGUUAUGUUACAACAGUAUUUUGUUUACAGAAAAUUGUGAACUAUGAUUUUGUAAUAUUUCUCAGGAUGCUUAUUAGAUUUGCUUAAUAAGUUAAGAGCUACUGUAGAUUUUGGGAAAUAUGAUAUUUAUCAUAAAUACUCCUUAAUGCUAGACCUAGGAAAUAUUUCAUAUCAUUGUGGUGAUGUUGGAUUCCUCUGUCAGAUUUCUGAAAUGUUGCCGUAGGAUUUAUCUAUAUGAUCUUCCCCCAGAGUAACAUUUAACUUUUUACCUUGUUAAUUCUACAUUUUGUUACAAACAAGUCUUGUUAUUGAAUUCAGUGCUCAUGGAUAUUUAUAAUUGACUUUAAAUAUCUAAUCACUUUUGUUAUCUAGUGCUGAUAAUUUUUAAGUGCUGAUCAUUUACUUUAAUUUUAAAACUUUUUUGUUAUGUGCAAAUAUAAUCGAAAACUACCUAUCAUAAGUCCUUGUUGUUUAUGCAGAUAAUAAUUUUUAAAAAAAUAUUUUAAAACAAAGAAACUAUUAUUUUGUUACUGGAUAUGAACAUGCAGUUCAUGCUGCAAGUCAUAAUAAAGAGAAUGUUUUGUAGUUUUGAUUUAGUAACCUAGUAUUCCAGUUUAUGGGUUAUAGAAAGAUCUGUUUACAUUUCAAAAUUGAUCAUAGUUGAUAUAACAUGUCUCAGGUCAUUGUUUACAAUAUGACAAUUUACCUUGUUAACUAUUUAUACUUUGAGUAAUAUUUUGAUUUUAAAUUUUUGAUCAAACAGUGGAAAUAUCUGGCUCUCACCUAGAAGAUAAUUUUUACAUCACACAUGAUGCACACACUGCUGUUUCAUGCCUUUACUCCCUGCAUAUGUAUAUGAAAUGUAUGUACUUGAAUGCAUUGAAUCUCAUGUGAAUGUAUACAUAUUAGUGUAAUGACUGUUUGCUUAUCACUUUGUUACACAUUGUAUUGUUUUUCAGCAUUAUCUCACGCUUUUUUUGUGUGCUGACUGUAUGUAGUCACAAACUUUUACAUAUUUUAUAGCAAAACAUUGUCUGAAUUAAUUGCUUUUGUUGGGAAUCUCCAUUGAAAUAAUCUGCAGCAUCAUUAAUCUGUUUUUGUGAUAUCCUUUUAUUGCAAUUUCAUCGUCCUGAUUAUAUUUGCUGUGUAUCUAUUAAAGAAUAUCUUGAGAAAACUGAUGUGAAAAGCUGUGAUGUAUAUACUCUGGCUUCUGCUGUAGCAAGUCUGUAUUGUUAAUUAUAAUCCUAUUACGUUAGAGGAUUGUCUCUAGAAAAUUUAUAGUACAUGAAAAUGUGAAAUAUUUCAUGCAUAAAAAAAGGAUGUUUUUAAUGUUUAAUGUUUAAUAGUGACAGCAUCAGCAAUGCAAACCUGGACUUGAUACACGAUGUCUUUCAGUAAACAAUCAGGACAGAAGGUCAAUAUCCUGUGCCUUCAUGCCUCAAUAUGUGUUCACCGGAAGUGUCGCAUCCACUUCCACACAAUGGUUGCAAAAUAUACCAUUGAUUAGGACCAUUGUAUAGGAAGAUAUGUGAUAACACUUUCAUUACAUUCGAUUAUGAAGAUUUCAUUUGCUAUAAAAACACAUUUCUGUUUUACUAUGUGUUAUUGCAACAGUUUGUAUCAAUUUUGUUGCAAUUCUGAAUUGGUGUUGAAUUAUUUCUGAUAUUGUUAUUUUGAUAACAUUUGUUAUGCAGUAUAAUGUUGAUAAUGUAAGAUUUAAGUGUGAUUAUUGCCGUGUAGUGCUGUACGUUUAUUGAUAAUGUGACUAAUACAGUCAUUUGAUAUAAUGUAUGUAAAAUGUCAUCAAGUUUUGUUAGUCAAUCAACCAUCUGAUAUUUCAUUGAAAACCUAAAAUUGUCUUAAUUGAAUUGUUGACUUUCAAAGUUUAGUUGGUACAGCAUUAGUGUAAAAAUUUGUGUGUUUGUGAUGUUGAGUGACUGCAUUUUAUUUAGGUCAAUAUUAAGUCAUAUCUUGUAUGGUUUUUGUUUGUAUUUCUGGUGAAAUUUGACAACUUGAUCAAAGGUUUAUCUCGAGAAUGUGUUGAACACUGUUGGAUUACUUGUUAGAAUCUCUGUUUGCUUUAUAUAGCCGACGUAAUGCUCAACAAGUUAAGUACUUCUAACAAAAAAAUCAAAUCACUAAUUUUCAUCAUGAAUCUUGUAAAAUUCUUUUUGAAGGUAAUUUUCGUAUUGAUAAUCACACAACCAUAUCUGUAAGUAACUCGUUCCUCACAGUAGCAUCAAAAAGCUUCAGAAUCAAUAGCUUUUUCACUUCUUCAUAAUAACCUGCUGUUGCAUUUUGAAAGUGACUUAAGUGAGAAAUGGAUAAGUAGUUACAGUGUAAUAGCGUAGGAUUGAAAGGGUAGCUCUCUUGAGAUUAACAGACUAGUUUAUGAUAUAGGAUUGGUCAAGGAGUAUAAACUUUAGAGAGAUUAACACAUUUUGCUCAAAUGUUUUAUGUUUUAAAUGAACAGCCAACUUUCUUUGAUAAUUUAAUAGAAGUUGCUCUGAUUUUAUUUGUGUAUCAUUUUGUUACAAUUAUUACUUUAUACAUGUAGAUAGUCAAGUCUAAUUCAAAUGUAAAUAUGGAAGAAGUCAAACAUUCAUAGCCUUCAGUCACAGUAAUGUGUCUCGUAACCGUUUUAUUUAUUUGUUUUAAGUACAAAGUAUAAAUAAGUAGUGUAGAUUCAUGUAUGUUGGAAAGAAAGUUUUGCAUUGAGGGUGGGUAAGUUCUCUCUUAAGAUGGGAACAUUCUGCUUGUGGGAAAGUUCUAUCUGAGGGUGCCCAAAUUCAGGAUUUGUUUGGAGUUCUUUGCCAUCACAAGAGCCAGGGUCAUAUGAAGACUUCUCAACUGAUGGUAUGGCCGCUGAUAGACACAUUUAUAGUUCAGUCUCACUGAAAUAGCCUUAACUAGACUUUGUAGCAUGAUACCCAAUCUUUUAUACAUCGGACUAGCUAGUCCUACAAUCUACUCUAUGCUAAGUACAUACAGGGAGCAUAAAGUUUCAUUUGAAUAACUUGGGGCAGAACCUGUAGCUUUCUUUGUUUGGAUGAAACUCAUCACUAAGACAGAUAUUGAGGCAGUGAUUAAACACGAAAUAUUUCCUGAUGAUGCUUGUUGUCUACUUUGAUUGUGAUUGCUAUAGAAUCAUAAUGACUUGAAUAUACAGCUUGCAUAAUAGGCUAUACUGCACAUAGAGAGCUACCUCACAUCCUUGAUAAAUUGACAGAAUGUGUCAAAUGUGCACAUUGCUAUGUAAUAUAUUUCUUCUUGUGAAGAGAAUAUCACAGGUGUUUGAAAAUUUAGGUACAAAAUAAAUCUGAAGAGAUUUGUGUUGAAAUAUUUGUGUAUAGAGUAUUGAAAAGUUUAAAAUCGGCUACACAGGUAUUGUUGUACACAUCGAAUAACCUAAAAUAUAAAUCAGUUUAUCCUGCCUUGUUGCAACCUCGACAACUUUUACUUGUAUACCUAAUGCAUGGAUAAGCUAUACUGAUUCUUUUUUUGUGUGUGUGUGUAAUGUUCAAUGAUUGUGACCAAAAGUACCUUUUAUUUAGCAUAGUGUUAUUACAGUCACCUGCUACCCUCCUGUUUGACAAUCAGAUUCCUGGUGUGCCUUGGUAAAACUUUCAAUCCACCUGCUUUACAGCAUAAUGGCCAUAAAAACACAUGUAGAAGAUUGCAUCUGUAACCUAAUUCAUUUAGAGAUUUUUGUAUAGUUUGAAAACGAACAGACAAGGUACAAACAGCAUACUAAUAGAUAAUGUAAAUAUUGAUAUUAUACUCCUGAUUGGUUGAAGUGCUCACUUUUACUAACAAGUAUUUAACCGUAUCUGUUUUACCUGCAGUAGUGUUGAUUCGUUAUGUAUAUAGCAACAUAUUUUACUGAGAACAUGUAACAUAUGGAACAGACAUACAAUAACCAUCUAUCUUCAUUUUUGUUAUUAAAAAAAACUGGUAAAGUUGUCUGGCCCGGCAAGUUUCCCUCUCCUCAUACACUGAUGUGACCUUGGUAUUUUGUUGGUGGUUAAAUUUAGUGGUAUUCUGUUAAGUUCGCCUGGCUUGAACACUAUACAGCAAAAAAUCUGGCCCUCUAGUCACUAUACUUGUGUAUUUGGUAUGAAGUGAUGUCACAUCCAGUUCUUUCUGACAUACUCCCUUACAGAGGUUUGAAUUAGUAUUAUGAAGCCGAAAUGGAGUAUCAAACUAGAUGCCUAAGUACAGUUCACCUGUUGAUAGAUCAGUAUUUAGUGGAUUGCAGAUAUUCUGUAACAUGGGUCCAUUGACAGUGUAAAAAAGUCUAUAACAUAAAAUGAAUUAUCUUAGACUUACACAUACAUGUACAGGGAAUCAAUUCUUAAAAAAAUGCACUGGGGUAUGCGCCAUUAAUGGUUUUGUGGCAAUUGUAGUGUAACUGAAUAUGUUUUGAACAGACAGGUCCAUGAUAGUUGAGUUUUCAAACUUUGAUAUAAGCCGAAUGGUGCAUCAGUGUACAAAAAUGAGGAAAGGGGAGGGAACCUGUCCAGACUUGGGUAACAGGUCACAUCAGUUAUCGACCAUUGGCUGCGUUUGUCAUAUGUGGAUGCCAUACUAAGCUUCGGCUUUGUUAAUUCACCGGUGGCCGAGGUUGAUACAUGCUUGCGCUUUUAAUGAGAUGUUCCUUAGUACAAGAUCAUACCAAUGAAAUAGAUAUUUACCAACUUAAUUAUGCAAAAUCUUGUUCUGUGGCACAACUUGAAGCCUGAAGUAUAUAAAGUAAUUUGCCUUGUGUUAUGGAUCCUUCGUCGUCACCUGUAAUUACAAUAUCACAUCCUUUCGUGAUGUUAGUAUAUGUCGCAUUAUCAUUGUUCCAUGCUAUAAAUUGAGUUAUUUUGUCCUGGAAGGUUUUUGGUUUUAGGUUUGAUCAAAUAACAGCAACUUGAUGUUUACAUUGUCGUUUUCAGUAUAAAUUGUUGCCGAAACAUACUGACUGCAUUUUACAUUAUUGUAUACAUGUCAUUAAAGUUGCUGAAUCGGUCA